Molecule: messenger RNA, 805 nt
Organism: Mastomys coucha (southern multimammate mouse)
Lineage: Eukaryota; Metazoa; Chordata; Mammalia; Rodentia; Muridae
Product: IQ domain-containing protein F5-like
Exons: 3
Coding region: 141-785 (214 amino acids)
Molecular function (GO): calmodulin binding
Source: RefSeq, a predicted model, not a curated record
CAUCACUGACUCCCUUCCCUCACUCUUCUUGCCAGCCUGGAGGAGUAUAGACCUGAGAUGAUGACUCCAUCAUAACCCCAGCCAUGGGGAGGGUUUAAAGGAUAGCAGAUCUGGGAGAUUUGAACCAUCUGUCUCCAAACAUGGGCUGUCUGUAUAGUGUAAGGUGUGGGCUAUUGAAAGUGGACUUCCAGUUGACAGAGAAGGGGAAUGUUCGCUUUAUCACAAAUGAUAAAAUCUAUAACAUAAAGGAAAGAGGGAAACAACAGCAAGAGGAAAAGAAAGAAAAAAAGCCCAGCACUUCAUCCUCUGCAAAGGUGGAUUACACACAACCCUCAAAGCUAGAGCCAUCCCCACAGCACCUAUCAAAAAAAGCACCGAAUGCCAGAAAGAUACAGGCCUGGUGGCGAGGCACCCUGGUGAGACGCUCACUGCUGAGGGCCGCCCUCAGUGCAUGGAUCAUUCAAUGCUGGUGGAGGAAGACAUUGGCCAAAAGACAUGAAAAGAAUCGACUGAUGAUCCUGUACUUGAUGGCACAAGAAACAAGGGCCUGCGUCAUUAUUCAGUCGUGGGUCCGGAUGCUGAAAAUCCGCCAGUAUUAUUCCAGGUUGUGCUAUGCCACCCAUGUCAUCCAGACGUCGUGGCGCUGGCAUAAGUGCCACACCCGUGGCUUUUUCCAGGGCAGCUAUGAACUUGUAGGACACAAACUACGUCUACAGCUUGAUAUCUUUCUGGGAUCAUGGGUUUGUCGUAUAUCAGACUGCAUAUCCUUGCCAAUAAAGAACUGAUCAGGUCUUCUAACACAGGA